AUGGCGCGAGAAUGCACCGAGGAGGGUCUCGUACUUACGGCAAUGGUGGUAGGAGUCGACGAUCACGUGACACUUACGUCGCAGGGCCGCUUGUCGCGCGACCGUGCGAGGCCAGCCAUUUUGAUUAGUAACAUGGCGUCAGCGGAGAUUAAUAUGGCGUCCUCGGACAUAAUAACCGAAGUGGAGCCAGAAAUCCAGGAAGUCGAAAUCGAAACAAUACCGGUGGAAAUACCUUGCGAAACGGUGGAAACGACUAUUGAAGGGGACGAUGGACAGCCGAUGAUCGCAUUACAACCAUUACCGGAACCAGGCCGUGAAGAAAUCAUUCUACAGACGCAAGAGGAAAUCGUCGGCGCCGAUCCACUGAGCGUGUACGAUCAGAUACCCGUACCAGAGAACGACAUUUAUGUCGAAUCGAGUCCUGGACCAUCGAGGAAGGGUACGAAGAAAGCUAGAAAAGGUGGAGCUUCUAGAUUUCGAACCUCCGAUCACGCAAUAUUCGGUGAAAUGGGCUCAGAAACGAAAGCAAGAAAGUGGGAGCAGAAGCAAGUGCAAAUCAAAACCCUUGAGGGGGAAUUCUCGGUGACAAUGUGGGCAUCUGGAACGGACGACGAUGAAGGCUCUAAUCCAGAACCUGAUCCAGAUUAUACUGAAUAUAUGACUGGCAAGUCAAAUACAAAGUUUAAUCAUUCUGGAAGUUCUGUUUCCGAUGGAAUGCCAGGUCUCGAUUUAUCAGAUCCUAAACAGCUAGCUGAAUUUGCCAGACCAGGACAUAAAUUGAAAGUACGCAAACCACCUGUUAUGGAUGGUGUAGAACGUACAAUUGCUUGUCCUCACAAAGGCUGCACAAAAAUGUUUCGAGAUAACAGUGCUAUGCGUAAGCACUUACACACACAUGGUCCUAGAGUACAUGUAUGCGCAGAGUGUGGAAAGGCUUUUGUUGAAAGUUCAAAAUUAAAGAGGCAUCAGUUAGUGCACACAGGAGAAAAACCUUUUCAAUGUACAUUCGAAGGGUGUGGCAAAAGAUUUAGCCUUGACUUUAAUUUGCGAACCCAUGUCAGAAUCCACACAGGUGACAGACCAUAUGUUUGCCCAUUUGAUGGUUGUAGCAAAAAGUUUGCACAAUCCACGAACCUUAAAUCGCACAUAUUGACCCAUGCCAAGGCUAAAUCGCGAAAUGCCAUUGGAAGACAAGUACAACAAAUUCAACUUCAACAACCUCAAUUCGUCCAAGUCGAAGUUGCGGAUGUGGACAACCAGCAAUUUAUUGUCUAUGCUGAUUAG
Molecule: messenger RNA, 1284 nt
Organism: Vespa velutina
Lineage: Eukaryota; Metazoa; Arthropoda; Insecta; Hymenoptera; Vespidae
Product: transcriptional repressor protein YY1-like
Exons: 3
Coding region: 1-1284 (427 amino acids)
Biological process (GO): regulation of transcription by RNA polymerase II
Cellular component (GO): PcG protein complex; transcription regulator complex
Molecular function (GO): RNA polymerase II cis-regulatory region sequence-specific DNA binding; DNA-binding transcription factor activity, RNA polymerase II-specific
Source: RefSeq, a predicted model, not a curated record